AGCGGGAAGACGCAGAAGAAAGAAAUAGCAUACACGCAUAUAAUCAAGCGACUAAAAUGUAAAUAGAUCGCAAACAAAGAAUGGUAGGGCUAUACAGUCACGUGGAACAUUCCCACUCCUGAACACCAAUACCUUUUUCACCUGCAUACAGUCUGUGGAGCGUCUCUCUCAUUGUUUUCCGGCUUCCUUACGCACAACUCAGACCGUCGAUGCAGAUCUUCGUCAAAACCCUCACUGGGAAGACGAUCACCCUCGAGGUCGAGUCCUCGGACACUAUCGACAAUGUAAAGGCGAAGAUCCAGGACAAGGAGGGCAUUCCACCUGAUCAACAGCGCCUGAUCUUUGCUGGCAAACAACUGGAGGAUGGCCGCACUCUCAGCGACUACAACAUCCAAAAAGAGAGCACUCUCCACCUCGUGCUGCGUCUGAGAGGCGGUAUCAUCGAGCCUUCGCUCAAAGUUCUGGCCGGGAAGUACAACUGCGACAAACAAAUUUGCCGCAAAUGCUACGCCCGUCUUCCACCCCGUGCGACUAACUGCCGCAAGCGGGGAUGUGGCCACAGCAGCCAGCUCCGCCCGAAGAAGAAACUGAAGUAGGCGUCCUGUCUUCUUCGUGGUUCACCAGAACGCAUGUCCUCCGACAGACCUAUGCUUACAAUCCAUUUUCACGUAUGCGUACUUGUACCACCUGACGAAUUAUUGACAUGCUGCCAUAACUUUCUGAGCUUCCUGAGUGGAAGUGCC
Mycena citricolor is the source of this 743-nucleotide messenger RNA. NCBI's taxonomy places the organism in Eukaryota, Fungi, Basidiomycota, Agaricomycetes, Agaricales, Mycenaceae. The record is from the annotation of a GenBank genome assembly.